CACACACCGACUCUGAGACGACGUCAAGACGCACACACACACACACACACACACACACACACACAGCGGAGUCAUGUCCCAGAACCAGGCGACGCUCACCAGAACCCCCCGAAAAACCUGGGUUCCCUGGAUGGGAAGCAGACUGAGCAAACGCAGAGGCUCUUCGGUUCCCCAGUUCACCAAUUCUCCCACCGUGAUCGUGAUGGUCGGCCUGCCGGCUCGCGGCAAAACCUACAUCUCCAAGAAGCUCACCAGGUACCUGAACUGGAUCGGCGUGUCGACCAAAGUGUUUAAUGUGGGGCAGUACAGAAGAGAAGCAACCCGCUCCUACAACAGCUACGAGUUUUUUAAACCUGACAACGCAGAAGCCAUGAAGAUACGAAGCGCCUGUGUGAAAACGGCCCUGCAGGAUGUGAGUGACUACCUGACCACUUACCAAGGUCAGGUCGCGGUUUUCGAUGCCACCAACACGACGCCGGAGCGCAGAGAGGUCAUCCUCAGCUUCGGCAAGGAGAACGGCUACAAAGUUUUCUUUGUGGAGUCGAUUUGCGACGAUCCUGAAAUCAUUGCUGAGAAUAUUAAACAAGUGAAGCUUUCGAGUCCUGAUUACAUCGAUUGUGACAAAGAAGAAGCUGUUGCAGAUUUUCUGAAGAGGAUCGAGUGUUACAAGAUGACCUACGUUCCCCUGGACGACAGCAAGGACCGGAGUUUAUCGUACAUUAAGAUCUUCAACGUGGGCAGCCGGUACCUGGUGAACCGGGUCCAGGACCACAUCCAGAGCCGGAUCGUCUACUACCUCAUGAACAUCCACGUCACGCCCAGAUCCAUCUACCUGUCCCGGCACGGCGAGAGCGAGCUCAACCUGGUGGGGCGCAGGGGAGACUCCGGCCUGUCCCACCGGGGGCAAAGGUCAGCCAGCUUCGCCGCGGCGCUGGGCGCCUACAUGCGCAGCCAGAACCUCAGCGACCUGAAGGUUUGGACCAGCCACAUGAAGAGGACCAUCCAGACCGCGGAGGCGCUGCGGGUCCAGUACGAGCAGUGGAAGGCCCUGAACGAGAUCGACGCUGGAGUCUGUGAGGAAAUGACUUAUGAGGAGAUUCAGGAGCAUUACCCAGAGGAGUUCGCUCUGAGGGAUCAGGACAAAUAUCGGUACCGGUACCCCAAAGGAGAGUCGUACGAGGACCUGGUCCAGCGUCUGGAGCCCGUCAUCAUGGAGCUGGAGAGGCAGGAGAACGUCCUGGUCAUCUGUCACCAGGCAGUCAUGAGAUGUCUGAUGGCCUACUUCCUGGACAAAAGUGCAAGUGAGCUGCCGUACCUGAAGUGUCCUCUGCACACCGUCCUGAAGCUCACGCCGGUCGCCUACGGGUGUAAAGUUGAGUCGGUCUUUCUCAACAUUGAAGCUGUGAACACACACAGAGACCGGCCCGAGAAUGUGGAUGUGGACAGAGACCCGGAGGAGGCGCUGGAGACGGUUCCUGAACACAUCUAGAGGACGCCUCAGCGUCCGUCCGUCCAGAGAUGUUUCUGUAAUCCUUGUUUUAGAACUGAGAGCUCGCUGAUAACGAAAGGUUUCUUCCAUCUUAGUUCCACUGUCAGUGCACUUUAUCUGGAAGGUCCAGGCUGAAACGACUGUUCACCAGUCACUGAUCUGUUUCACGCUGCAUCUCUUCAUCCUGUGAUUUCUUCUCUUGUAAUUUCAUGUGUUCAGCAAUAACAGCGGCGGCCGCCAUGUUUUAGGUUUGGAAAGUGACGUUCAUUCCCUCAUUCAUUUACAUCAGCUGGAUGUAAAUGUUAAAUUCAGCUGCCAUCUCAUUUCCAGGAACUUUGUGACCGACAGCCAUGUUGGUAGGCAGUUGCUCUGACAACUGUUCCAGCUCAUACAACUAUUACUUGAUUACAGCUUUUGAGAACUUAGCCAUCUCUGCUAACCAAUCUUUACUGUAGUACUUACUGCCGAACUAGCUAAAUUAGCCUAGCUAACAUAGCGUAUUUGCUAAUAUUGUUUUUACUAGGGUGUCAGCGCAUCCUAUGUCUUCAGUUCAUAAAAGAUGUGCAAUAAAUAAUCACAGGCAGAGCUAUUUAGCUAAAUAUGUUUGAGUCACGCACACAUCAUUUAGGCUAGCACUAGCUAGCUGCUAACAGACCAUCACUAGCCACCUGCAAACAGACCCUUCUUAGCCACCUGCUAACAGACCCUCGUUUGCCACCUGCUAACAGACCCUUGCUAGCUACCUGCUAACAGACCCUUGCUAGCUACCUGCUAACAGACCCUCAUUUGUCACCUGCUAACAGACCCUUGCUAGCUACCUGCUAACAGACCCUUGCUAGCUACCUGCAAACAGACCCUUCCUAGCCACCUGCUAACAGACCCUUGCUAGCUACCUGCUAACAGACCCUUGAUAGCCACCUGCUAACAGACCCUUGCUAACCAUCUGCUAACAGACCCUCGCUAGCCACCUGCUAACAGACCCUUGCUAGCUACCUGCUAACAGACCCUUGCUAGCUACCUGCUAACAGACCCUUGAUAGCCACCUGCUAACAGACCCUCAUUUGCCACCUGCUAACAGACCCUCGCUAGCCACCUGCUAACAGACCCUCAUUUGCCACCUGCUAACAGACCCUUGCUAGCCACCUGCUAACAGACCCUCGCUAGCCACCUGCUAACAGACCCUUGCUAGCUACCGGCUAACAGACCCUCGCUAGCCACCUGCUAAUAGACCCUCGCUAGCCACCUGCUAACAGACCCUUGAUAGCCACCUGCUAACAGACCCUUGCUAGCUACCGGCUAACAGACCCUCGCUAGCCACCUGCUAAUAGACCCUCGCUAGCCACCUGCUAACAGACCCUCGCUAGCUAUCGGCUAACAGACCCUCGCUAGCCACCUGCUAACAGACCCUUGAUAGCCACCUGCUAACAGACCCUUGCUAGCUACCGGCUAACAGACCCUCGCUAGCCACCUGCUAAUAGACCCUCGCUAGCCACCUGCUAACAGACCCUCGCUAGCUACCGGCUAACAGACCCUCGCUAGCCACCUGCUAACAGACCCUUCCUAGCCUCAUAUCUUUUUGCAUUUAUCUUGAAGAAGCUGGAAAGUGCAGAAUUUCCAGAAGGAAAAAUUCCACAUUCCUAAACCUUCAUGUGUGCCUCUGUGUUGACAUUCAGUUACACAUAAAAUAUCCAGAUGAUAAACAAUUUGUUACAACUUUCGCUCAGUUUUAGCUCAAAAUAAGACGUUUGUUUUCAAGGAUACCACGGCUCUGGAAGCCCAGAAGGGACAAAUCAUUCGGUUUGUUUACACUGUGCCUUUAAAAACUAUUAAUUUCCUGAUUCAUAGCAUUAUGAGCUGGAAGAAGGAUGUUUAUGAAGAUGCUCAAAGGCAUGAAAAAUGCAAACAAUGCUCGGUAUUGUCAUCAUGUUCAGUACAGCCGUGCGCCGCUAGAUGGCGCCGCAGCCUCAUGUUUUCACACUGAGGGGAUUUUAGCUGUUAAAUGAUCUAAAUCCAGAGGAAAUUUGAACCUCUGCCUGUUUUAACACCGUCCAACAUUCCUCCUGUUUACCAAACCCCAGGCCCUUCUGCCACCACCGUGCUUCAGUGAUACAUGGUACCACCUUUCAUUGUUUAUAUCCUGUGGGAAUUAACUGCAUCUGUAAUGAUUUAUGAUUUUACUUUUUCAAGCUCUUGCAUCCUUUACUAAUCUUGUAAAAUGGAGGAUGAGGUCGACGUUAGAAAAAAAACUAUCUGCAUUUUGACUCUUUAUCUCAUAAUUGUUGCUUUGAAAGCCAGAAUUAUGAGAACGAUGGCAGCGUUUCUCUUAUGUGGCCGUUUCUAAAGUUACACUGUAAAAAAAAUGAACAGCAAUAAUUUCUUGUUUAGCUUCUGCACGUUUUCCGUCAUAUUUUUCCUACAGCACUAAAUGUUCCAAACUACAUUUAAUUCUCCAGCUCCAAAUUCUAUAUAUUUUGCUAAAUAUUUAUUUGUGAAACUAAAUUUUUAGCAAGCUACGUAUUUAACUUGCUCACCAAACACUCAGUGUUUAAGUUGGUAACUAAGCAUUUAAAUACUUAUGUGUCUGCUUUGCUUGCUAAAUAUUGACUCAGACUAAACAAAAUGUUUAGCUUCUUAACUAAAUAUUUAAUUUCACAGCUAAAUAUUUAGUUUGGCAUUCUAAUAUUUAUGCAGCAAGAAAAUGAAGAUAUGAAAAAUAAACAUCCACAGGAAAGAAACUAUAGCUGUAAAUGUUUCACAGUAACUUUACAAACUGCAUCCAAUUUCCAUAAACUUUUUCCUGAUUAACUGGAAAUCUGUUUUGUUGCACAUGUGCACUUUUGAAAACUGUUUUCGACGCUUGCAAAGCUGCAGCAGCAUCAACGCACACUGGGAGUAAAUCUGCAUGGUUUGCAGAUUAACCAGACAUCCUGGAUUUGUGAUCCAGUUCAUCCAGUCGUUCCUCCUCUGCACUCGACCUCAUUGUGUGAAUUAUUUAAGAUUGCUGCUCAUGAUUCUGAGCUUCAGUCUCUGUAAAUCUUUUUAAUCCAGGUCUUUAAAGAUGAAACAUUGUGAACCAUUGAGUGUAUUUGUGGUGUAAUGUGUGUGUUGUGACCAUGUCUGAUUAAAAUCCGGUGCCUGA
This is a messenger RNA of Poeciliopsis prolifica (blackstripe livebearer), 4628 nucleotides long. RefSeq names its product 6-phosphofructo-2-kinase/fructose-2,6-bisphosphatase-like. The record is from RefSeq and is a predicted model, not a curated record. Lineage: Eukaryota; Metazoa; Chordata; Actinopteri; Cyprinodontiformes; Poeciliidae. Gene Ontology annotation, cellular component: cytosol; 6-phosphofructo-2-kinase/fructose-2,6-biphosphatase complex. Gene Ontology annotation, molecular function: ATP binding; fructose-2,6-bisphosphate 2-phosphatase activity; 6-phosphofructo-2-kinase activity. Gene Ontology annotation, biological process: fructose 2,6-bisphosphate metabolic process; fructose metabolic process.